CUGACAUAGGUUUUAUCAAAAUGUCGGAUGUUAAUGGCAGGUCAAUUUCGUUGUGAAGUGCCAGGUGUCGGUUUAGAUAUUUCUCCACCUGUUUGUAUCGAACAUUGCGAAUUCUGCUAUUUUUUCAACCUUCUACAUUCAUUCAUUGCGGUGUAGAUUUUGUGUUGGGCACCUCAAGAAAGAUUUGACUUGUGUGUCAUGUCAGCAGGCAUUUUGAGUCGUCACUGUGAAGGCUUACUUUGCCCGACUUAACUAGUGAUGGUGCAAGAUGUGUGACCAGACGGAAGUGACAUACUCCACAGGCGAUGUGGUCUGGGUCAAGCUGGGCCCCGUGUGGUGGCCGGGACAAGUCCAGGACUAUGACAAGCUGCCGGAGGAGAUUACGAGUAAUCUACGAAAGAAACCAAUAGCUGUUGUGAAGUUCUUCCAAGAAGAUACUUUUGAAUAUGUGAAGAAUUUGAACCAGAUUUACCAGUACAACUGCCGGAAGAAAGAAGAAUUCAUAAAAAAGGGUUUGGAUAUGGUGCGAAAUUCAAAUUCAAGAGAAGUUCCUUCAAACAUGAAAAUGUUCCCAAACGACAUUGUGAUGGCUGAGCACCUUACUGGAGGAGACCCUAACAUUUUGGAUAGUAAAGUUUUUGCACCAGAGCAGAAGUCUGAUUAUAGUGAUUUGUUUGGCACCAAAAAAUUGUCAGCUAAAAAGUUGAAAGCAGAAUCUUUAAAGAAGGAAUUAAAAUCAAGAAGACAUAGUGGAUCACCUCUACGGAUUAAGCGACAGAGUUUGCCUACUCUGCCGUCUACUAUUCCAAGACCAAUCACACAUCCUAGAUUCAUUACAAAAGCUUUAGAAGGCAAGUCUGAUCAUGAAGUUAGGAUUCGAUGUCAAACAACACCUAGGUCUGAUGAUGGAGAUGCCUCAACAGAAAAGAAAUAUAAAUGUCAUCUCUGUGAUUUUCAGUCAGUACGGUUAAAUGUGAUUGUAUUGCACAAUAAAUCUCAUAGUGCUAGCUUCAUAGAAGCCCAAAACUCUAUCAGAGCUAGACUUAAAUUCAGAGAGAGAGAAUACUCCACACCAUUAAACUCGUUAAACGAAAACGCUUCUACAACAGUGACCAGUAGAGGAAGAGUAAAAAGUCUUCCUAAAAAGUUAAUGGAUUACACUGAUGAACCACCUCCUAAAAUUUUCAAAGAACGAGUAAGUAGCAGUAGCAAACUUUCACUUAAAGAAGAAAUGCCUGAAUCUCCUGUUAAAAGUUCUACCGAGAAAAGUCCCACCAAAACUCCUAAAAUAGUAAAAGAUAAUUCAGAAAAAGUGUCUAUUAAAAGACCACUGUUUGGAAAACGUAAAACCGCCAAGGAGAAAGCAGAAAUAGCAGCAAAACAAAAACAAGAAAAUGAAGCUAUGAAAGAAACACUUCUAAAAGACUGGGAUGAUGAUGAUGUUAAUCAAGAAGAAGUGGAACUUGAACGAUUGAAACUUGCUCUUGAAUCAACUACAACAUCGGUUACGGACAUGGAUGACAGUAAUACCUCUUUGAAAGAUGAUGAAUUAAAUUUAUCCAAGGAUGUUCCUGAUAAGGUGAUUGAACAUGCUAAAGAGAAACAAAAUUCCACUGAAAUUAAACCAAUAGAUGUUAAAAGAGACAUAAACAGUAAAAUUUUUGAGUUUGAUGAUUCAGAAGACAGUUUACCAGUUACAAUUAAUUUUAGACUUAAAAAUAAUCAGAGGGAAAAGUUUACUGAUGAUAAAUUCAAGAAACCUAAGCCACCAAAACCUCUUAGCAAGAUGUCUUCUAAAGUUAAAUCACCAGUGCCAUUAAACCCUGUUCCAACAGAAAAGAAAACGGAUGACAAAGAAACUGCUGAACUCAAUGAAGCCUUUAAUGCUCUUUUGGAAGAAACCGUUGUACCAGUUUUACCGGAGAUUCCUGUUACUGGUUUCAGUAAAAGUCCAUCUUCACCUCAAAUUAGUGACCAGACUAGUGAUAUAAGCUCAUCAACUGAUUUAAUGGAAGUGACAGAAAGUACAGAAACAUCAGUAAAACUCUGUAGUAAGGUUUCAGAUGAUGGUAAUCUAGCCUCUUGUGUUAUUAAUGAUGAUCUUAAGAUGGAAUGCACAAGUUCUGAUGGUGAAGAAAUUAAAUCAAACGAAGUAUCGGUUUUUGAUUGUGAGGUUGAGAAAGAAAUUAAAGAGGAUCAAAAAAACGCUGAAGAAGUCUCGGCAUGUGACCCCAGGGUCGGGAUGGAUGUGGAUUUAAUUUUAACUGGGGUUGCUACAACAACUACUGAGGAUGAAAAGGUAUCCUUAGAGCUAUUACCUGAGGAUAAAGUCAAAGAAACGUCUGAAGACUUAACGGCAACAGAAAUAUCGUCAACCUGUGAUGUUACCAAAGAGUGUGAGGAUUCAUCUGAAUUGUCCAAAAUUGAAAGAUGUCACAUAUUAAGCCCAAUGAAAGAAACGGAAAGAACAAGGCAAUUUGUUAAAUCAGACUGAAAUUCAGAUGUUUCAAUGUGCUUUGAUUCAGAAGAGAAAGUUGACAAUGUUACAGAUCUAGACACACCUGAUGAAAAGUCAGUUGACAUCAUCUUACCAAGUGAUUGCUCUGAAAUAUUAAAUGAAAAAGAAGGUAAAGAUUGUGAAAUUGGAAAGUUCCAAGAAAAAUCUGAAGAUACUGAAACCGAUUAUUUUUUAAGUGAAACAGAAGCUUCUAUAGUAAACAAACAAGAUACUGGUAAAAGUGAAUGUAGUGUAGAAACAGAAACUUUACAGGUAGAUGUUCCUAAUGAAAAUUUAUCACCCGAAACUAUAACUACUUUUAAUAAUGAGAAAAUGUCUGAAAACCUUGUGAGUACCGGAAUUACAAAAGAAGAAAUGAUCACACCACAACAAACUGGUCAGGAAGAAAUUGUUAAAGGAGAAGUAAUACAGCAGACUAAAAUUGAAGCAGAUCAAAUCAUUUCUCCACAGGUUAAUAAUGAGGUAAGUGUUGCACCAACAGAUAAUAUUAUGAAUGUUCAGUUAAUUUUACCCGUUGAUACAGAAAUCAAUACAAGCAAUGUCCAGCUUGAGACACAGCCACCCCAUACAAUUAAAACUAUUGAGACUUUAGUUCCAUCCGGAGAAAUAUCAGGAAGUUGCAAAAUAGAAAAUCAAACAUUAUCACAAAGCCUUCAAGAUAUGGAAUUAGACAUUAACUCAAUGCCAGUGAUUAUAGGAGGAGAAGAUUUCAUUCAACCAGAACAACCUAAACAAACUCUUGUUCCAAUUCAGCCAAAGUACACAGAAAGCAUUGUAAUAAGCCCGAAAACAAAGAUUUCAAGCCCUAAAAAAACGGAGAGCAUUAUAAUGCAAUUGGGUGAGCCAUCUACUUCCAAUCAAAAUGUACAAUCAGUUAUAUCAAUACCAAGCAAAGGUGGAAGGGGAGGAGGUAGAGGUGGGAGAUCUCAGAAAACUACAUCUAAAACUAUCAAACUUACUGCAGGAGCUCUAAAAAAUCUUGGUUCACUGCAAAAAGGAGGCAACCAACAAGUUUUAAUUUUAAAAACUGCAGGUGGUCAAGAUAAACAAGACCAGGGAGUUAUACAAAAAAAUAAAGGACCAUUAAAUAUGUUCCAACAUGGGAAUAAAAUUUUGAUAGUUAAUAAUCCCCAAAUGAGUGGGCAGAAUAAAAUAAAAUUGAAUCCACAACAACAACAGUUACUUUCAGUUUCCGGAGGUAAAUUAGCCCCAGGUACCAGAGUGUUCACAAGCAAAGUGGUUGCAACAACUACCGCACAAGCCUCAGUUACUGGAACUAGUAAAAUUAGCACAUCUAGAUCGUCAUCUAAACCUACACAAAAAUUGGUUAUAAGUAAAGGAGGAAUCUUAACAAAUACAUCAAAAAGUGUGAUUAUUAAUAAUUCUGGAAAAUUGGUAACAACUAUGCCAGCUACUCAUGCUAUUACAACUAGUAAGGGACAAACCCUAAUAACACAAAAUGUUUUGAAUACAAAAGGAAGUCUAAUUUUGCCUAGUUCAUCACAAAGUGUACCCACUGGUAAAACAGCUACAAUUAUAACUUCUCAAGCUCUAGCCACAAGCAAAGGUAUGAUAUUAACACCUAUCACAAGCAAAGGAGGCACUAUUAUAUCAGGAAAUCAAAAACUUAGAAUAGUUUCAUCUAAAGCUCCUUUAAGUGGAACCAGACUUGUUGUUCAAAAUCCUCAAGGAAAGCUAAAAAUUGAUCCACAGCACAAAAAUCAACAGGUCAAGUUAAUCAGAGGACAAACUACAGGGAAUACUAUAUUGAUUCAGACAAGUCAAGGUAUCGUUGCAAAAUCAAUUACAUCAAGUUCUACAUCAACUGCACAAUCUUCAAUCAAAGCAUCGGAAGUGGUAAAAACUGUUAUGACCACUGUGCCAACACAGACUAAGAUUAGAGUGACUACUCCUUCUCCGCAUCAACAGCAGGUUAUAAAGUCUCAAAUACAAACUCAGAUUGUACAGCAACCCCAAAUUAUUCAGCAAUCACAAGUCCAACACACCCAAAUUGUGAAAGCUCCACCAGUGAAAAAAGUGGCUGUGCAGAAGAUAAGGCCCAGCCCAAACAUUUUACAAAAACCACAAAGAAAAUCCACACCACGAACAUCAAAGUCCGCUGCAAAUCGCUUGAUCACUCCUGCAGUUUCUUCUGCAGAACCAAUCAUUCUAUCUACAACAUCAAGUAUUCCUGUGAUAGCUCAGCCAACACUAGUCCAAGGCCAGGUUCCACAGGGCUCAGAAGGAUUAGUUUAUCUGACGGUGGAUGAAGCAGGAAACUAUAGGCAAAUCGAUAACAAAUCGUUAAUUUCUCUAGAAGGAAAUUCUUCUGAAGCACCACGAACUAUCUUUAUUCCAGCAGAUACCAGGCCACAGGAUGUAGGAAAUAUUUUCCUUGCCAUUGAUGAUGCUGGAAAUAUUGUGAACAUAACUCAGCGCACAUCCAGCAACACAUUUACUGCUGAGAAUGCAGCACCUAGUCAAGACAUUUUAGCAAAGGCCUUGGCAAAUACACAAGUUCUUCAACAAGAAACGAUUCUACCUGACAUGGAUGUUUCUGCAGCGCUUUCCUCUACACCUAUGGACUCAACUGUUAUUUCAAGCAGUUCUUUCAAUGAACAGGCUCUUUUUCCUGCAUCCUCAUUGGCUCAUGGUGUUGUUGAAACAUCACUCACACUUAACCAACCUAUCAUGACACCCCUUGAAGUUCCUUCAGCUGUGUCACCAAACAUUGGUCAAAUAUCAUCAUUGUCUCCAAAUUAUAUAACACCCAAUCUGUUGACUCCUAAGCAAAAACAUAUUCGCCCAUCUAUGCCUUUGUUGACUGAAGAAUCUUUGGCAAACCAGACCAGAGGUGAACCAGUUUUCUUCCUGGAUAACUCGAACAAUAUUAUCCCUGCAACCUCUGGGUCACAAAUCUCUUUUCAACUGACACUGGGAGACAAUAAUGUUAUUAUGACUUCUGGAACCGGAGGUGAGAUUCUUUCACCUACUUACCAAGUGGUUUCAGGAGAUUUACUCACAUCGCAGUUAGUUGCAACAGAAGGAACGCAUGGAAUGUCUAAAGUUGAGAAUGUUGGAUCUGAAAAUGUUGAUAAUCAAGAGAAUGUAAAGUUUGAAUCAAGUGAAAAUGUAACAUUCAGCAUUCUAUCACAACCCGAAAGUAUCCCACCAGAAACGUCCCACGUGGAUCAGCAUAGCGUGAUUUUACGAGAAGCAUUAGAAGCGCCUCAAACUACUUUAAAGAGUGAUAACUUUUUGAAUAGUGUUGAAGUACCUCCAAGUGAGUCUCUAGGUACCACUGAACAUGUGAGUGAAGAGGAUUCAGCUUCUCAACUUGUUGAUCCUACUGAACAAGAAAGUGCUAUUGAGAAAUCAGAACGAGAAAAUUAUGCUGAUCAGUUGAGUGAAUCUUUUGAAGAUAAGAAUGUCAAUCCGUUAUUGGAAGAGGUGAAACAUUCCUUGAAAAGGAGUUUAGGUGAAGAACAAAUGGUUUCAAGCUCUUCAGAUCUAGAAGAUGACUCAAAAAGGGUUAGACUAGAUGAGAGAUAGGUAUUUUGUAGUUAAUCGAUAUGUACAGUUACAUAAUAUUUGUAUAUAUAGAGUUAGAAAAAUGUAUGAUAAAAAUGUAAGUUAUUUUGAUUUUAUUUGGAACUAUUAUGUACAUUUUAUAAUUUUAUUGUAAAGACUGCAUAAAAUAUAUUCAAAUCUAAGGAAUAUGAUCAAGUCCCUCCUUUUCUGUUUAAUUUUUGUAUAUGGGUUGGGAUUUUUGUGAGUUGUGCCUUUUAGUUAAAUUUAUACAUUUAGUAGAUUUAGUUUUAACCGUACUUUUAAAAAUAAGUUAAACAUCACCAACUCUAAAUCCAUACUCCAGAGAUUUAUAAUCAUUUUUAUGACCAUUGGAACAAAAAAUACUUAUGUAAUUAAACUAAUUUUUUUUUUAAUCAUACAAGAAUUUCAAUGAAUUUAAAGUAUUUUAUCAUAACCAAUGGGUUACUAAUAAAUAUAUUUGUUUAAGAUCUGGCACAUAAUAUUUAUUUUAUCAUAAUAUCAACUAUUAUUUUGAAAAAGUAUUUUAUCAUAAUGUCAACUAUUAUUUUGAAAAAGUUAAAUGAAACAAACUACAUUGGUACUGUCCUAGUUUUUAUCCUUGUAUUAAUAAAAAAUUUUAGUAGUUACAUGUUUUAAUACUAUGUUAUGUUUGAUGAUCUGUCUUUGUUUUCAUAUUAUUAUUCUACCUUAUUCAAAUAAAUUGCACUUGAAAUCAAACAAGUUUAAUCUGAAGCUAUUAAUUAGUUGCUUUUAUUUCUUUGAUCAUUUAAAAAUUAUUGGCAAAUUACAUGAGUGUAAGACACUAGAUGGUUCAGUUCUAGUAAUCCUAGUGUGGCAGUGGAUCUAUUUAAGGAAUUUUUUUGUACAUAAUUUUAAGUUUUAUCAUAAGAUUUUUGUGACAACUGGGAAAGUGGAGCACAUAAUAAAAUAAAGUAAAUAUCUGUAGUUUCAUCAUGAAGAUCAUUUAAGAUAUUGUAUAAUUUUUUAGAUAAAUACUAAAGUAAAGAUUUAUUUAUUUUCAAGUAUUUAUUCAUUACAUUAUUAGAUUUCAUUAAUUUCAGUAAAUAUGAGUACAGAUGCUUUGUAAAAUAGGAUAACUGGAUAUAAUGUUCACCAUAAUUAUUUGUAGACCAUCAGGUUCCUUGGGUUUGUAUUGUUUUAUCACUGUAGUUUGAUACGGUUUAUAGUAUUUUGUUGUUUUUAUUGUAAUUUUUUUAAAUUAAGUAGCAUGUCGCUAUUGUUGAUGACCUAUUAUAUUUACCCCUAAAACUUGAGUUGUAUAGCAAAACUUUAAAACCUAUUAAAAAUUACAAAUAUUUAUCCAUGUAAAAAUAUUUUUGAUACAUGUUAAACUAUACAGGAUCAAUUUAAAAUCAGUGAUUUCUUGUUUUAUGAUAAAAGAAUGUUCUAAAGUGUUAUGUAACAUAGCAUUAAGAUAAUUCAUAAGAUUUUAUAUGUUUAUCCAGAGUUUCCUGUUUAUUUUGCUCUAUGGCAAUCUGUUGCAGUAAACCGUGUAUUGAUAUGAA
Molecule: messenger RNA, 7596 nt
Organism: Homalodisca vitripennis (glassy-winged sharpshooter)
Lineage: Eukaryota; Metazoa; Arthropoda; Insecta; Hemiptera; Cicadellidae
Source: RefSeq, a predicted model, not a curated record